This is a messenger RNA of Marasmius oreades (fairy-ring Marasmius), 3875 nucleotides long. RefSeq lists its product as uncharacterized. Gene Ontology annotation, cellular component: membrane. Gene Ontology annotation, molecular function: ATP hydrolysis activity; P-type sodium:potassium-exchanging transporter activity; ATP binding. NCBI's taxonomy places the organism in Eukaryota, Fungi, Basidiomycota, Agaricomycetes, Agaricales, Marasmiaceae. The coding region runs from base 481 to 3702 and encodes 1073 amino acids. Gene Ontology annotation, biological process: potassium ion import across plasma membrane; sodium ion export across plasma membrane; proton transmembrane transport. The transcript is spliced from 22 exons. The record is from RefSeq and is a predicted model, not a curated record.
ACGUUCUAGUCGGUGCUUGUUCAAAAAUAUCUACGAGACGGUUGACACAACUCGUGGAUAGGUAUGGAGGGGAAUAAUCGGAGGAUUGUGAGGUACAGAUAUUUGUUCCGAGACCGCCAGGGUCUAAGGCUUUUCCAGUCAGUUACUGUGAUAAAACUCACCUCAGGCUAGCGCAGUUGUAAAUGCCUCGACUAGAAGCAGAAGGAAUUUGACCCACUUUGGCCACUUUUUAGUUUUUAUCCCUUGCAUAGAUCACCGCACACCCCAAUGGGGCGCUGCAGUGCUGAAGUGGGAUCGGCUUUCUUCAUCAAAUUGUCUAGUACGUCAGAGUGUCGUUUUUCAGUUCGUUGUCCAUCUGGGUCUGAGAUAUUUUGGCUGGCGAGUGGCAGAAUACACUCGGUAUAAACUGCGGUUCUCCUACCCUUUUUCUUUUUCAUUUUUUUCUUCGACUUCGUUGUGUGUCAGCGAAUAUCCGCACCGAUGGACAAGAAGUAUCUCGUCGAUCCUGAGGACAUUGAGAACGGCGGUGGCGACGAUGUCCCUUUCAAGUCACGUCGGUCAACGUAUUUCGGAACCUCUCCUUCUAUUACACCGUCUGUCAGAGCUAAUCCAGGAGCCCGUGUAAUUGCCGAAUUCAGAACCCUCAGUAUCCACGUUACCGACACUCAAGCCGGACAAUCCCCGUCCACCAAAGAGGUCGCAGUCCGAGAUCUUUCUGCUUUGGAAUGGCAUACUCUCUCCAUCAACGAGAUCUGCAACCGUCUCGGUGUUACAGAACAGGCGGGUCUCGAUUCGCCGAUGGUAGCUCGUCGUCAGAAGAGAGACGGUAAGAACAUCAUCAAGCCCCCGCCCAGCAACAUCGGCAAGAAGAUCUUUUUUGGGUUCUUUGGAGGGUUCGGAGGACUACUUUUCGGUGGUGCCAUUGUCUGUUUCAUUGCUUGGAGGCCCCUAGGAGACCCUAAUCCAUCAUUGGCCAACUUGGCGCUUGCUGUUGUGCUCCUUAUCACCAUGAUCAUCCAAGCAGUAUUCAACCUCUGGCAAGACUACACGACGGGACGUGUCAUGGCUUCGAUCAAAAACAUGCUUCCUUCGGAAAUUAAUGUGAUUCGUGAAAAUCAAGUCCACAGGAUCUCUGCAGCGGAACUCGUCCAAGGAGACCUCGUUCAGAUCAAGCUCGGAAACAAAGUCCCUGCCGAUUUACGCUUAAUACAAGUCUCUUCUGACCUUCGCUUCGACCGGUCUGUCCUUACCGGUGAGAGUGUACCCGUCUCUGGUACAAUUGAUACCACCAACCAGAACUUCAUGGAGUCCAAAAACAUCGCUCUGCAAGGAACCCUCUGCACGAAUGGUAACGGUCUCGGCAUCGUCGUCGGUGUCGGCAAUAAAACUGUCUUUGGCCAAAUCGCCCAGCAAUCGUCUGGAAACCGUCCCGUCCGAACGACAUUGGAAGUCGAGAUUCUGAGAUUUGUCAUAAUUAUCGCGACUUUGGCAACCAGUGUUUGCAUCGUAAUCAUCAUUCUUUGGGCAGCUUGGUUGAGAAAAGACCAUCCUGGUUUCAUUAACGUUCCGACGCUUUUGAUCGACCUCGUAUCCGUCGCCGUUGCCUUCAUUCCCGAGGGUCUUCCAAUCUGUGUCACUCUUUCCUUGACCGUCAUCGCGCACGCCAUGAAAAAGAACAACAUCAUCGCCAAAUCGCUCUCCACCGUCGAAUCACUCGGCGCAGUCAGCUUCAUUUGCUCAGAUAAGACCGGAACGUUGACUCAGAACAAGAUGACUGUCGUCAACCUUGGCUUGUUCAACGACGGGGGACUGAAGAAGGUUUCCGUCGAGAAGGCUCCAGUUGUCGAUGAGGAAGGUUUAAAAGCUUUGGCUACUGCUGCUUGCCUAUGCAAUGAGGCAGUUUUCGAAGGAUCUGGUGAAGAAGGAUCUGAUAGAAAGAUAAGCGGGGACGCUACUGAUUCUGGUCUUUUGAGAUUCUCAGAUUCCAUCUUGCAUGUCCCGAAAGCCCGCGAACGCUGGAACGAGGUUGGAAAAUUGCCUUUCAAUUCAACCACCAAGUUUGCCGUUACGCUGUUCAAGAGUCAAAACCCUGGUUUGCCCACUCUCACGUCGGAAAUGACCGAGGGAGACAUUCUCUUGAUCGUCAAAGGAGCACCGGAUGUCCUGCUCUCCCGCUGCGCCUUCGUUGUGUCCCACUCAUCCAACUCUCCUCUCUCUCCACUCACGCCAGAGAUCAAAGCCAGCGUUGUGGCGACUCAGGAGCACUUUGCUAGUCAAGGCCAACGGGUACUGCUCAUCGCCCGUCGGAUACUUCCUUCGUCCGUGGAAGCAGAGGGAUUUGCAGAGGACAAAGUCAAAAAUCUGACGAUGGAUCUCGCUAUCAUCGGUCUCGUGUCGCUGAUGGAUCCUCUGAAAGAAGAAGCUGCUGAGACAGUGAAGAUAUGCAGGAGAGCUGGUAUCCGGUUCUCGAUGGUUACAGGUGAUUACGCGUCGACUGCUGUCGCUAUCGCACAGGAUGCUGGGAUUGUUACGACUCGACCCUUGGAACUGAAGCAUCUCUCGGACUUGCCUCAUGAUUUAGAGCUGUCCCAGAUACCGAAAUUCGAUACCUGGGCUGAUGAUGCAUUAACACGACCUCAACGUAGUCUGGUCUUGAGUGGACCUGAGAUUAUGACUAUGACUGAAUCCCAAUGGAAACAGGCACUGACGUUUGAUGAGUUGGUUUUCGCUCGUACCUCACCACAACAAAAAUUGCAGAUUGUGAGAGCCUUCCAGGGAGAUGGUUGUUGCGUAGCCGUUACGGGGGACGGAGUGAACGACGCACCAGCCCUCAAGCAGGCCGACGUCGGUGUCGCUAUCUCCGGAGGUUCAGAUGUUGCCAUCGAAGCCGCAGACCUCGUUCUACUCGACCGGUUCUCCGACAUCGUUAGCGGAAUAGAAUAUGGCCGUCUUUGCUUCGAAAACCUCCGUAAAUCGAUUGUGUAUCUCCUCCCUGCUGGCUCGUUCUCUGAAUUGAUGCCCGUCAUCGUCAACGUUGUUUUCGGUGUACCCCAAGCGCUCAGUAGUAUACAGAUGAUUCUUGUCUGUGUGUUCACCGAUCUUUUCCCUGCGUUGUCGAUGGUUUUCGAAAAACCGGAAGCGGAUCUUCUAUUCAGGAGACCUAGGAACCGCAAAACGGAACGUCUCGUCGAUGGUCGCCUUCUUCUGCACGCUUACGGGUUCAUUGGUGUCAUUCAUUCACUCACGUCCAUGGUUGGUGCUUUCUACUUUGGAUUCCAAAAAGACCAUGGUAUCCCCUUUUCGGCAAUGUUCCUGAAAUUUGGAACUUAUGACGUGGAUCCUGAUUAUUUUGCUGAGGCAACUAACCGAGCGCAGUCGAUAUAUUUCUUCAACCUUGUCAUCAUUCAAUGGGGUAACGUCCUCGCUACGCGUACGCGCCGACUCUCUCUGUUUCAUCAAAAUCCUUUGUGGGGCAGGGCUCGGAAUUUAUGGUUAGUUCCUGCUAUGGCGAUGGCUCUCGGAUUGGCUUGCUUGUUCUCUUACGUUCCCUGGUUCCAACAAGUGUUUUUAACCCGUGGUGUGGAAGUCCAGUACUACUUCCUACCGAUGGCUUACGGUGUCGCUUUGGUGUUUGCGGAUGAGAUGAGGAAGUAUUGGAACAGGAAGUACCCCAAGUCUUUGUUGGCGAGAUUAGCUUGGUAGACUGUGGUGGACUCGCAAACUGGACUUUCAAUUGGGUCACGGAUGUCAGCCUUUCGGUCGUGGAUAGAUUUCAGGAUUUUUUAAUGUCUACCUUUAUGCUUUAUGAUCAGCCUCUAUAUUACCUACUAGUAUGAAUUUCAAUCAGACCUACGUAUUAUACAUGACUAGAUACC